AUGGGCAGACUGGAAACAAAAAGUAGGCUGGCUCAGAUCGGUGUUGUUACAGAUGGUAAAUGUAUGUUUUGCAGGAAAGAGGAGUCUCAAGAGCAUCUCUUCUUUGCGUGUGAGUUUACUGGUGAAAUCUGGAGGAAAAUGCUGACCUGGAUUGGUAUUUUCAGGAAGCUUCAGGACUGGAAGAUUGAGAAGGCAUGGUUAUGUGUGGAAACCUCGAAAAAAGGUUGGAAUAGGCUCAUCCUUAAGGCUGUUAUUGCAGAAAAGAUAUAUGCUAUUUGGACAUUACGAAAUGAUAUCAUCUUCAAGAACCAAAGCAUGGAUGAUGAUCUGCAACACAAGAUUAAAGUUAAUGUUGUUACUAGAUGUAGUGUGAUUACUAAGCUCUCUAACCAUGUUAAUCUAGAGGAGCUUUCAUUAGUUAGCCUAGUCCUAUUGCUUUUGUUGUUUUGA
Molecule: messenger RNA, 450 nt
Organism: Vicia villosa (hairy vetch)
Lineage: Eukaryota; Viridiplantae; Streptophyta; Magnoliopsida; Fabales; Fabaceae
Exons: 1
Coding region: 1-450 (149 amino acids)
Source: RefSeq, a predicted model, not a curated record